This is a messenger RNA of Peniophora sp. CBMAI 1063, 792 nucleotides long. The record is from the annotation of a GenBank genome assembly. NCBI's taxonomy places the organism in Eukaryota, Fungi, Basidiomycota, Agaricomycetes, Russulales, Peniophoraceae.
AUGUCUGACGGACUCCCAGUCUUCGAUAGCCAGCUCCGGCCCCAGUAUACUCAGGCACCCAGCCCUGAGUGGGUUAAUGGCCAGCCUGUCAAGGAAGUAACCGGCGGGAAAGAAUGGCUCGCUGGUGAAGAGAAGGGGUGGCAAGUCGUCAACGCUGCGACUGAGAAUCCUAUGAAGUUAUACACGCUCAUGAUCAGCGGCAUUGUGCCCCGUCCGAUAGCAUUUGUAUCGACUAUCGGGCCGGACGGUUCAGAGAACCUAGCACCAUUCAGUUGGUUUAAUCAGGUCUCGGCUCUUCCUCCUGUCAUUUCUAUCUCUUGCAUGAAUGGACCGCCUCGUGUGAAAGAUACAGCUAAUAACAUCCGCGCCACCAAGGAGUUCACCGUCAAUAUAAUAAGCGAGCCGUUCAUCGCUAACGCCAACGUGACAUCCGUCGAUGCUCCUGCGGGAGUCAGUGAAUGGACUAUCAGUGGUUUGACAAAAGCUUCCAGCAUCGAAGUCAAACCAGCCCGUGUGCUUGAAAGCGCGUUCAGCAUUGAGUGUCAGCUUCUGGACGUGGUCGAUAUCAAGCAUCCGGCGAAUGGCGUCGCCACUACUUCCAUGUUCUUGGGCCUGGUCAAAUAUGUUCAUGUCCGAAAGGACGUGCUCAAAGCCGACGGAACCGUCGACCCGACUCUCCUCAAGCCUGUUGCUCGGAUGGGAGACACGACAUACGCUAGACUUGGGGACCUCUUCCGCAUCGCACGGCCAACCUGGUCCGAACCAGAGGGAAACACGGAAAACUCGAAGUGA